AUGAAGAUAUUUUUAAAAAGGACACUGUUCAAUUCUGUGUUCAUCUAGAGACCUUCUAAAUGUGUGGUGAGCUCUAGUAAACACCACAAUUUUGGUUUUGUCAUAGUUUAUCUUUAGAGAGUUUUGGGAACAAUAAGCUGCGAGCCCCUCCAGCAUGCUGUGUAGGCCCCUUGGAGUAAGUGCCAUGACAGCCAUGUCGUCAGCAUAUAGCAAUAUAUUCAGGUGUUUGCCUUCCAGGGCAGGAGCUGAUGACUUGUACUUCGCCAUAUGCUGAACAAUGUCAUUUAUAUAAAAAUUAAAGAGGAAUGGCGCUAACAAGCAACCCUGUUUAACUCCUUUCCCCAGUGGCAUUGGGUCAAUAUAGUUGCCUGACAUCCCAGUUCUGAUUUUAACUGUGGUAUCUGUAUGCAACUCUCUAAGUAUUUUGAGAAGUCGUCUAUCAAUAUCUGUUUGAUAUAGUUUUUGCCAUAAUUUGUCCCUACAAAUUGAGUCAAAAGCAGAUGUAAGGUCUACAAAAGCCACAAAAAGUUUGCUCUUAUGUACCUUUGUAUACUUAGCUAUCAUUGUCUGUAGUACCAAACAAUGACCUGUUGUGCUAUGGCCCUUUCUGAACCCUGCCUGUUCCGGAUUAAACAAGUUAGAGUGGUCAGCCCAGUCAACCAAUUUAUUUAGCAGGUAACGAGUAUAAAGUUUAUACGCGAUGUCCAGGAGACUUAUGGGGCGGUAGUUUGAAGGGUCUUGGGGGUCUCCCUUCUUAUAGAUGGGGGCUACGAGACUCAGUUUCCAGUUUGGUGGGAUUCUGCAUGUAUCAUUUAUUACCGUAAAAAGUUGGGCCAAAAUAGCGACCCACCACUGGGCAUUUAGUUUAAACACCUCCGGAGGAAUCAUAUCCUCACCGGGAGCUUUGCCAUUUUUGAGUGUUUUAAUUAGCUGUAAACAUUCUAAUUCGGUAACAGGAUCCCAGCCCAUUAAUAGAUCGUUUUUAAGAGGAGGAAACUGGCUUGGUUUAACAAUGUUUGGAGCUGUAUAUAGCCGGGGAAAAUGUUGGUACCAUAAGUUAGAUGAAAUACUGUUGGUUACAAUUUUCCCUUUGGGUGAAACUCCCUGAGCAAUUAUUUCCCAGAAUUUUUUGUCGUCCCGCAAUUUGAUCGCUUUGUCAAGUGCCUCCCAUUCUUCCUUUCUGUAGAGGGAUUUCUUAAAUUUUAGAGUAUUUUUAUAAUGAGAACGCCACCUGUGCAGGUUUUCCAUGGAGGACAGAGUCCCUUCCUGUUUUACCUUAUUUUGUAAUUUCCUAAGCAAGGAUCUUAGAUUCCGGCAGUCUCUGUCGAACCAGGCCCUCGAAUUGUUUUGUUGUUUGGGAGAAUUGGAGUUCGUAAGUAGUGGGAAGAGCGACUCUGAGACCCGCUGGAAUGUUGAAAAGGGGUCAGAAUUAGAUAAGAUACACUGGUCUCUCAAGGCCAGUAAGUGUGAUGAAUGCAGGUGUUGUUUGAUUUUAGAUUCAGGGUCGCUGUUCCAUUUACGCCUACGGAGGGCCAGAAUUGGAGGUGGGUCUGCACAGUGAUGGUGUAGCGGAUCCUCCAAACCAAGGGGAGUUAGUGAGAUUGCUAUAGGAAGAUGGUCACUCUCAAUUCCAUUGAAAGUCCUGAAGCCCUGUGACCUCUCCAAAAGUUUUGGGGAGACCAGGAUAUGAUCAGUAACGCUCGCACCUCUAGGCCCGAGAAAAGAAAAGAAACCCCCUGACCUGUCCAUAUAGGUACCAUGCAAAUUAUACAAAUUAUGUUUGAAGGCAGUCUCCAUUAAUGUAACGCCUGCCUUAUUCAAGACCUUAUCGUCAGAGGACCAGGGAAUAAACCAGUCUGCCUCUGGCAGGAACUGAGAUUUAGAGCAGUACAUAUUGAUGUCAUUUCCUAUCCUGGCGUUGAAAUCACCUGCCAGCAGGAUAUCCAUGCCAGGGAGUUCUAGUUCAGCCUUCUCCAAACAUAGCUCUAAAUCUUCCCAGGUUUGUGACGACUGGGGAGGGGUGCCCAUGGGAGGGAUAUAUAUAUUAAAGCAAAGGAAAUCUCCUCCUUCACUGCUAGAAAUCAGUAGGAUUUGUAAGUUGUUACUCUUCACCCACUGCUGUUGCCGGACCUUGCACUUUAGCUUGGUAGAGACAAAAGUGACUAAACCACCACUAGGUCGGCCUCGGAUAUUUGGUUUUAUCGCAGGGGUAGCAAAGGCUUCAUAUCCCUGUAAAGGAGGGACAUGGAGAUCUAGACACCAUGUCUCCUGUAGACAUAUAUUCUGAAAUUUUGUAAGGAAAUCCAGAAGGUCGACAUCACUCUGCUUAGAUAACCAUCCCGCCACAUUCCAAGAUAGAAUGUGAAAAUAGGGUGAUGGUGGAAAUAGUGGCAGUCAAUCUCUUUUCCGAUGGUUUGAGGCUCCUGAAUUAGGCUCAUCCUCUUUCUGCCCUGCUUGGUGGUUCCAGGUUUGAGGUCGCUGGUCCCUAGGUAGGUGUAAUAACUUUAACUGAGGGGCCAAUAAGUUUAUGUGGCCCAGAGGAUCUUCGAUGACACUAUUACAAAUAUCAAGAUGUUCAGCUGGUUUUUCCAGGGCAAGGGCUUUGCUGGCCCGUGUAGGUUGCAAAGGUAACAGGUCAACAGCUGUAUCUUGCGUCGAUACUGCUAGCGGGUCAGGAUUUGACAAAUGCUGUGAAUCUUGAUUGCGUAUUGGGCUUAGAACGAUGGAAGCCUCCAAUUCCGGCAUCGAGGCAUAUGAGGACGAGAGCAUUUCAGACUGGUCUUGCUUGGGUAGUCCAAUAUCAGGCUCGUUGCACGUAGAGACCAGGGUACCAAGCGGGGGGUGUAGAAAAUCAAUUAAGUCAUUUGCAGGCAGGCUUGCCACUCCCUGUGGGGUAAUAGAUUUGCCCUUGUUUGGGGUCCCCGGCUCCAUUCUCCCGUCUAUUUGUUCUUUGUGGCACACAGGCCCAGCAUCAACACAGGCAGCACCUAUCCUGGUGCAUAGCGAUGUACUGGUCAGAUUGGUGAAUACCCUUGUAAAAUAGAUGUACCAUUUUCUUGUACGGUUUCUUAGUUUUAGGAUCUUUGCAACGAGAUGGGCAGCUCUAAAGUUAAUAACCAUACGUCUCAUAUAAGGUCCAGAAGGCAACCAUGAGAUGUCCACGAUAUCUACGGGUCGUAGUGUCUGCCCCAACAGUUGGGUCAGGGAAUUUGCGGCCGAGUGUUUAUCCACCCAUUUGUCAUAGUUCAAGGGGUGAUUUCCCACCAGUACUGCAAGUUUGCUGUUUUGGAGUUGCAGACUUGAGUUUUGUACAUGGUUGGGCAGGCAUCUCAUUUGUUUUGGUGCAAGGUUGGCCUGCACACUUGGGCAGGGAUGAGCGGAGUUUGCAAUAUUGUUAAGCUGAGGAAGUGAGGGGGGGCAACUGAACAGGCCAAGGACUUUUUCAAGCUUCUUUUCGAUCCCAUCCAGCCUUUUAUAUAAGUUGGUGAUGGUAUGUGUUAUCAACUCAGUCUGGCAGAUUAGCAGUUCCAGUGCCUCUUGGUCCUCGUUUAACUGGGCUGGUGACUGGGAUAAUUCAGGUGAAGUUUUUUGCAGGGACUCGAGAGUCUGUUCCUUCUGUUCCUUCAUACACAGGCUCGAGGCUGGUUGUGGACCAUCCACAAUGUCGGUAGGCUCCUCAUGAGCUGUACUGGGAGCAAGGACCUCAUAACUGUUUGCGGUAGGGAAGUUUCUACAGAUCUCAUUUAGGUCAUUGUCAGGCAGGAAAUCCCUGAUAUUUGUCUGUUUUUUGGCAGUGCUCGUAGCUUCAUUGGAAUGCUGCCUGCAGCGUUUCUUCCCUCUCAUACCGGCAAGAAGAUAAGGAGAAAAUUUCUCGAAACUGCAGGGUCAGGGCAGGUUGUGCUGUUAAUGAGCCCUGCUCCCUUUAACAGUCUUUAUCUACAGCGUUAUCUUGCAGAUUUAUGGGAGAAGUAGAAAUAAUCUGAACCAUAAAACCAUAAAACUUCUAAAAUAAACGCCCUAAGGCAUCUUAGAGCCCUUAAAACCCCUCAAAGCAGAAAAUAAAAACAAAAGCUUUACCUAGCAUAAAACAAGGCUACCGUUCACGUCGCCAUCUUGAUCACUGAGACGCUUUCUGGUCAUAAUAGAUUGCUUUUAUACCAUUAAUAAAUCCUUGUCCCACCUCCAUAUUUUCCAAAUUCUGUAUCAUAAAACUCCAUGAGAUAUUAUCAAAGGCUUUUUCUGCAUCUAUAAACAUUAACACAGCUUUAGUAUUGAUCUUUACUUCCAACCGUUCUAAAAUAUCAAUGAUAUUUCUAAUAUUAUCUUUCAUGUGUCUUGCAGGCAAAAAACCUGCUUGAUCUUGAUGAAUCUGGUCUUUCAAUACUUUCUUGAAUCUUGCAGCCAAGAUAUUUGCAAAAAUUUUGUAAUCCACAUUUAACAAGGAAAUGGGGCGAUAAUUCUUCAUUUGCGUUCUGUCCAUAUCUGGUUUUGGUAUCAGGGUUAUGUAGGCAUCUUUCCAGGUGUCGGGUGCUUUGUCCCCUCUUAAAAUAUUAUUACACACGUCCUUCAGCGGUUCUAUCAACCAAUCCUUUAACACUUUAUAGUAUUUUGCUGAUUCAAAAGUUUUUUUAUUCAUCAUUUUGAUCUUCCAUUCAAUUUCCUGGUUUAAUAACUGUGAGUACUGAACUUGUAGUAAUUUAAUGCUUUUCUGAUACUGUUGAUUCUUUGGGUCUGUUCUUAAUUUCUUUUCUCUUUCUUUUAAUUGUUCCAAGAUUUUUUAUUUUUUCUCAUUUUGUUGUUUUUUUUCCUUAUUGCAUUUUGUUGUAUCAGAAAUCCUCGCAUGACAGCUUUACUUGCAUCCCAAAUCACCCUUUUAUCCGUUUCUGUUCUCAAGUUUAUCUCAAAGUAGUCUUUCAGGGUUUUUUGGGUCUCCUUUAUUAAUUUUUCAUUUCUCAUUAGAGCUUCAUUCAUUCUCCAUCGGAAAGCACCCUGUACAGUGGUGCCUCGCUAGACGAAAUUAAUUCGUUCCACAGGUCUUUUCUUAUAACGAAAAAAUUUGUCUAGCGAAUCCCAUAGGAAUGUAUUGGAUUUUGGGGGGAUUUUUUUUUUUUGCCCAUAGGAACGCAUUAAUUGAAUUUCAAUGCAUUCCUAUGGGAAACCGCGAUUCGCUAGACGAAUUUUUCGUAAAACGCAUUCGUCUAGCGAGUCAACCUCCGCUAGAAAAAACCUUUCGUUAAGCGGAAAUUUCGUUAAGCAGGGCAUUCGUUAAGCGAGGCACCACUGUAUAUUUAAUUUGAUAUCAAGUCCCACAGCAUUGUGAUCAGAACAAGUUCUUGGGUAGAUCUCCGAUUUAGAUAUCCUAGGUACCAAUUCUCUGGAAAUCCAAAUAUAAUCAAUCCUUGACCACGAUUUUUGGGAUUCUGAGUAGAAAGUCCCUUCUUUUUCUAAUGGGUUUUUAAUUCUCCAUGCAUCUAUUAAAUCCAAAUUUUCCACCAUCUCAAAAAAGGAUUUAGGUAAUCUUCCAUCGUUUGUAAAUUUCUGCCUUUGAGAUCUGUCCAUUAAAGUAGAUGAUACUGCAUUCAGAUCCCCCAGAAUCAGUGUUUUAUAAUCCAUAUAGUCCAAUAGGAUAUCAUGAAUCUUCUGGAAAAAAAAUGCUUUCGCAUCAUUUGGCGCAUAGAUUCCCAAAAUUAACCAUUUUUCGCCUUGUGCUGUUACUUCCACUGCAAUAUAUCUGCCUUCUUCAUCUUUAAAUAGUAAUUUAGAUUCCCAUUUAUCUUUGACAUAAAUCACGAUUCCUCUUUUCUUAACUUUAUCUGCUGUGAUGUAGGCUUGCCCUAAUUUUUUAUUGAAUAACAAUUUUUUUAUGUUGUCUUUUGAUGUGUGUCUCCUGCAGGCAUAUAAUAUCCAAAUUCUGCUUUUACAGAUCAAGCUGUAACCGACUUCUCUUAAUUUUGGCGUUAAGGCCUCGUACGUUCAGAGUUAAAAGUUUUAAUGCCAUGUUCCUUCUUUACUUUCCUCCGACUGCUCCUAGUAAAUCUGAUGGUAGUUCUGGGGGUUCUGGUACUUCCAAGUUCAGAUCCUUUGCAUUUCUCUCCAGAAACUUUCUCUUAUCGUCAAGAUUUCUGAUUCUUGUAUUUCUGUCUUUAUAUGUAAAGAACAGACCCUCCGGAAAUUCCCAACAAAAUGGAAUUUUCUUCUUUUUCAGGGCACUUGCCAGGUCCAAAUAACAGUUCCUGAAUGAAAGGAACAAUUUUGGGAUAAAUUUGAACAGGAUCACCUGUUCUCCUUUUAUCUUCAGAUUUUCUUUAAAAUGCCAACUGAGUAUUUCGCCACGUUGGGCUCUUGUCUGAAACUCUAUGAUGCAGACUCCUGGUGUUUUGGCUCCCUUCUGUCCUCUUGGUCCCAGUCUGUAUACUUUUUGUAUCGUUUUCUGAAGUUCCUCUUUGUCCAGUUUCCACUGGUUUGUGGAGUCUUCUAUCACCUGGUCUUUCAGGCCUAAUCCUUCUUUAUCUGCCUCCGGGUAUCUUCUCAAAAUUAAUUGGUGUUCGCGUGCUUGCAUUUGAAGAAAAGCCACAGAAAUCUGCGUAGAUUCCUCCUGUCGUUGAAGCAAAAUUCUUUGCUGUUCCAGUUCUGUAAUUCUGUCCGCAGCUGCUUUAACUUGCUCUUUGCAUUCUUUUGCUUCUUUUGUAGCCAACUUUGAAUCUUUCUGCACUUUACUAAUUGCCUCAGUGUUGGCUUUCACCGAUGCAUCAAUUCCAUCCAACCUGUUGAUCACUGCUUUGACAUCUGCCGAGUUCACAUCCAAUUAAUCUUUGAUUUCUGUCAAGGCUGUUAAUAAUUGCUCAAAUUGCGAGCCUUGUAGCCCUUGUUGUGCCCCCUGCGAGCCAGUGUGGUGUAGUGGUUAAGAGCGGUAGACUUGUAAUCUGGGGAACUGGGUUCGCAUCUCCGCUCCUCCACAUGCAGCUGCUGGGUGACCUUGGGCUAGUCACACUUCUCCGAAGUCUCUCAGCCCCACCGACCUCACAGGGUGUCUGUUGUGGGGGAGGAGGGGAAAGGAGAUUGUUAGCCGCUUUGAGACUCCUUCGGGCAGUGAUAAAGCGGGAUAUCAAAUCCAAACUCCUCUUCUUCUUCUUCCCUGUACUUCUCCAGAUUGUAGUACAGGGUUAGAUGCUCUCCUAGGUAGGCCCGCAGCCUGACCUUGUCUUGCUUUUUCCAGUUUUUCUUGAGCCUUAGAUCUUUCUUUGGGUGAUUUUUGACUACCUACAUCAUCAGAACAGAAUUCUUAAGCCACAGACUCUCUUUGUUGCUGGUGCUUGCAGCUGCAGUUUCAAGGUCUUUUAAAUCUAAGCAAAGAUAGUAUAAACCUAGUUCUCAGCAGUUAAGGAGAUUUCCAGUCUAUUUCAAUCUUAUAAUCCAGCCAAAGUCUUUAAAAUUGAUUGUUUUAAUUCCCCUUUCAACACACAGGCAGAAAACUGCUUUUUUCCUGCUUUUUUCCUGCUCUGACAGGGCUCUGACAGCUGUCAGAAUAGAUCAAAGGCCUUCCAAACAGAGCGAGGGUUGAAAAGUUCAAAACGGCUAGCAGAGCAUUGUGACGUCAGCUUGUCUGGUUGCUGGGGGGGGACUCCCUUUCGGAGCAAAUUGCAGCGGAAAUAUCAAGUCCAAUUUUCUAAGAUUUCAGGGGUCUCAAGUAGACAGUCCACUCUCCCUUUCCCCUGAAUUUGGGGAGGUUUCGAGUUGGGGUUUAAGAGAUAUUAAUUUUUUAAAAACAGCAUCCGGUUGUAGCAGCUUGUCUUUACUUUCGAUUUCAACGCAGCGCUGGGGGGGGGGGCGACUUCCCAAUCCCUUUAAACCCCUCUCCGAUUGUCCAAGUUCUUUCAAAUUAAAAGUAAUAUUCCAAUUGAAAUAUCCAAAUCAAUUUGGGAAGAAUUCACCGCUCAAUUGGUGCCGUCUCCAAGCUGCACCUGGAUGGAGCAGCGUCAUUCCAAGAGCCUGUCUGCCACCCGCUCUCUCUCGCUGCCUCCGGGGGCUAGCGGGAAGCGGGGAGACUCUUCCUGGCUCAGCUGGACCCACGUCCCCAACCAGCCCAGGUUGGGGUUUCUUCUGGGGGGGUUGUUUAGCUUCCACCCUCCUAUCUCCUCCAGGCAGGGGUCCCAGAACUCAGAGACCCCUUUGGGAUGACUUUUCCCAAUGGCGGUAAACCGGAAGUCCUCUUCUGCCCCUUUCUUAAUCUUAAACACCCACUUCCUUCGUAUGGCCUUCUUACCGGGAGGUAGGUCAGUAAGAGUCCAGGUCUUCUUCUGAUGCAGUACAACAUCUCCUUCUGUGUGACCUUCCUCCAGAGAGAGGCUUCUGCAGUUGGCAUCUUCUCCCAUGUAGAAGGUUCUUGAGAAGAGAAAUUGUGUGGCGGCAGCAGUGGGAGCCCCCAUUAGCUAAAGUGGUACCUCAGAUUAAGAAUGAUUUCAGGUUAAGAACGGACCUCCAGAAUGAAUUAUGUUUGUAACCUGAGGUACCACUGUAGCUUCCAAAACUUAUCUUGCUUCUAGAAGCACUAUCAAAUGUUGCUUCCAGUGCACAAAAUUGUAUUCAUUUAACUUGGGACCCUGAUGAAUAGUGGGCAGGUUCAUGGACAUAGAGCAGCUCCCUUUCCUAUGAGAAACCACUUUUUUUAUAAAAAGUAAACUCCACAGUUCAAGCAUAUUCUAAUAUAAUGCUACUUCAUUAACGCUGAUUAAGGGUUAUGAAAGGCUGAUGAUGCAUUACAAUUAUUUAACAUUAUUUCAUUUGCCUUUCUUAAAAAAUUGGAACACAUGGAGGGCAGGAGAGAAUGUAUGAGAUGUUAAAAUAAGAGCAGGUGUUGAUUGAUGUGUGUAAUAUUCCUUUGUUUUCUUCCUAGAAAACAAAUAGGAUUUCCUCCCCCCAUCACCCUCCAAAGAAGACAAUGGAGAAGGCCGCCAGAAAUCUGGGGGGGCAUUUCAAUGCAAAUAAUGAAGAAGCCGUUAAAUAACCAUUUAAAUGCAUGGAGUGCGGAAAGAGCUUCAGUGCGAGUGGAAUCCUUAGAAACCAUCAACAUACUCACACGGUGGAGAAACCAUUUAAAUGUCUGGAGUGUGGAAAGAGCUUCAAUCAGAGUGGACACCUUAGAAACCAUCAACGGACUCACACUGGUGAGAAACCAUUUAAAUGUAUUGAGUGUGGAAAGAGUUUCACUAUUAUUGGAAACCUUAGAAGCCAUCAACGGACUCACACAGGAGAGAAACCAUUUAAAUGUAUUGAGUGUGGAAAAUGCUUCACAAAUAAUGGAAAUCUUAAAAUUCAUCAACGGACUCACACGGGGGAGAAACCAUUUAAAUGUAUGGAGUGUGGAAAGAGCUUCACGCAUAGUGGAACACUAAGAAUUCAUCAACGGACUCACACAGGAGAGAAACCAUUUAAAUGUAUUGAGUGUGGAAAGAGUUUCACUAUUAUUGGAAACCUUAGAAGACAUCAAUGGGAACACACUGGGGAUAAACCAUUUAAAUGUAUUGAGUGUGGAAAAUGCUUCACAAAUAAUGGAAAUCUUAGAAUUCAUCAACGGACUCACACGGGGGAGAAACCAUUUAAAUGUAUAGAGUGUGGAAAGAGCUUCACUAUUAUUGGAAACCUUAGAAGACAUCAACGGACUCACACGGGGGAGAAACCAUUUAAAUGUAUUGAGUGUGGAAAAUGCUUCACUUAUAGUGGAGCACUAAGGAUUCAUCAAUGGACUCACACGGGCCAGAAACCAUUUAAAUGCAUGGAAUGUGGAAAGUGCUUCUCUAAAUGUGGACACCUUAGAAACCAUCAACGGACUCACACGGGGGAGAAACCAUUUAAAUGUAUUGAGUGUGGAAAGAGCUUCAGUCAGAGUGGAGAACUAAGAAGGCAUCAACGGACUCACACAGGGGAGAAACCAUUUAAUUGUACUGAGUGUGGAAAGAGCUUCAGUAGGAGUGGACACCUUAGAAUUCAUCAACGAACUCACACGGGGGAGAAACCAUUUAAAUGUAUUGAGUGUGGAAAGAGCUUCAGUCAGAGUGGAGAACUAAGAAGGCAUCAACGGACUCACACAGGGGAGAAACCAUUUAAUUGUACCGAGUGUGGAAAGAGCUUCAGUAGGAGUGGACACCUUAGAAUUCAUCAACGAACUCACACGGGGGAGAAACCAUUUAAAUGUAUUGAGUGUGGAAAGAGCUUCAGUCAGAGUGGAGAUCUUAGAAUUCAUCAACAAACUCACACGGGAGAGAAACCAUUUAAAUGCAUGGAGUGUGGAAAGAGCUUCAGUCAGAGUGGAGAACUAAGAAGGCAUCAACGGACUCACACAGGGGAGAAACCAUUUAAUUGUACCGAGUGUGGAAAUAGCUUCAGUAGGAGUGGACACCUUAGAGUUCAUCAACGAACUCACACGGGGGAGAAACCAUUUAAAUGCAUGGAGUGUGGAAAGAGCUUCAGUCAGAGUGGAUACCUUAAAAUUCAUCAACGGAGUCACACGGGGGAGAAACCUUUUGAAUGCAUGGAGUGUGGAAGGAGCUUCGCUAUUAUUGGAAACCUUAGAAGACAUCAGCGGGAACACACUGGGGAUAAACCAUUUAAAUGCAUGGAGUGUGGAAAGAUCUUCACUACUAGUGGGAACCUUAGAACCCAUCAAAGGACUCACACAGGGGAGAAACCAUUUAAAUGUAUGGAGUGUGGAAAGAGCUUCAGUCAGAGUGAAAACCUUAGAAUUCAUCAACGGACUCACACAGGGGACAAACCAUUUGAAUGCAUGGAGUGUGGAAAGAGCUUCAGUCAGAGUGGAGAACUAAGAAGGCAUCAACGGACUCACACAGGGGAGAAACCAUUUAAUUGUACCGAGUGUGGAAAGAGCUUCAGUAGGAGUGGACACCUUAGAAUUCAUCAACGAACUCACACGGGGGAGAAACCAUUUAAAUGUAUUGAGUGUGGAAAGAGCUUCAGUCGGAGUGGAGAUCUUAGAAUUCAUCAACAAACUCACACGGGAGAGAAACCAUUUAAAUGCAUGGAGUGUGGAAAGAGUUUCGGUCAGAGUGGAGAACUAAGAAGGCAUCAACGGACUCACACAGGGGAGAAACCAUUUAAUUGUACCGAGUGUGGAAAGAGCUUCAGUAGGAGUGGACACCUUAGAGUUCAUCAACGAACUCACACGGGGGAGAAACCAUUUAAAUGCAUGGAGUGUGGAAAGAGCUUCAGUCAGAGUGGAUACCUUAAAAUUCAUCAACGGAGUCACACGGGGGAGAAACCUUUUGAAUGCAUGGAGUGUGGAAGGAGCUUCGCUAUUAUUGGAAACCUUAGAAGACAUCAGCGGGAACACACUGGGGAUAAACCAUUUAAAUGCAUGGAGUGUGGAAAGAGCUUCACUACUAGUGGGAACCUUAGAACCCAUCAAAGGACUCACACAGGGGAGAAACCAUUUAAAUGUAUGGAGUGUGGAAAGAGCUUCAGUCAGAGUGAAAACCUUAGAAUUCAUCAACGGACUCACACAGGGGACAAACCAUUUAAAUGUAUGGAGUGUGGAACGAGCUUCAGUCGGAGUGGAACACUAAGAAUUCAUCAACGGACUCACACGGGGGAGAAACCAUUUAAAUGCAUGGAAUGCGGAAAGUGCUUCUGUAGAGGUGGGCAACUGAAUUCACAUCAUCGAACACACACAGGAGAGAUGCCAUUUGAAUGUAUGGAGUGUGGAAGGAGCUUCACUUAUAGUGGAACACUAAGAAUUCAUCAGCGGACUCACACAGGGGGAAAACCAUUCAAAUGUAUGGAGUGUGGAAAGAGCUUCAGUCAGAGUGGAAGUCUUACAAAACAUCAACCAAUUCAUACUGGGGAGAAACCAUGUAAGUCCUAGGGUGGAUAGAGGUUC
Zootoca vivipara (common lizard) is the source of this 11890-nucleotide messenger RNA. NCBI's taxonomy places the organism in Eukaryota, Metazoa, Chordata, Lepidosauria, Squamata, Lacertidae. The record is from RefSeq and is a predicted model, not a curated record.